Messenger RNA from Rattus norvegicus (Norway rat), 4377 nucleotides. It is a transcript of the gene Bcl6, whose product is annotated as BCL6, transcription repressor. Gene Ontology annotation, molecular function: DNA-binding transcription factor activity; chromatin DNA binding; chromatin binding. NCBI's taxonomy places the organism in Eukaryota, Metazoa, Chordata, Mammalia, Rodentia, Muridae. Gene Ontology annotation, biological process: positive regulation of lymphocyte activation; regulation of T cell differentiation; regulation of apoptotic process. The record is from RefSeq and is a predicted model, not a curated record. Gene Ontology annotation, cellular component: nucleoplasm; nucleus; replication fork.
GGUGAGCGAGUCUGCGCAAGCUUGCCAGACGGCAGGACUGGGGUUUGUGCGGGUGUGUGUGAACAGGCAAGUGCGGCUGCCACUCCACCCACCUCCUCAAAGGGAAAGAAUGGAAUCUUUCGCAUUGGCUACUGUGCUCUUUCCCCUUCGAAUCUCAGAUAUAUAUCCUCUCUCUCUCUCUCUCUCUCUCUCUCUCUCUCUCUCUCUCUCUCUCUCUCUCUCUCUCUCUCUCUCUCUCUCUCUCUCUCUCCUCUCUUUCUGUCUCUCUUCCCUCCCGCUGGAAACUCCUUACAUGAAGCUGCCUCAUUCACACUAGGGAAGUGCCCCAGGGAGGGAAAGGCUGCAUGGAUGGGCUAAUUUAAUUCUUAGUUGGGUAUUACUGAGGCUGGACCUGGCUUAGAGUGGAGUCCCAAUUCUAGUUCAACUGUCUUUACUGUCUUUGCCGGGCCUGAUUCUCCUUGGGGUUGUUUGCAUAACUUUGUUGGAGGAUGGUUUUGAGGUCUUGGGCAAGAGCUGGUCUUGGAGAGCCUCAGUUUCCUUUAUAGUGAAUCCUAGCUGUUAUAAAAUGUGGUCUAAUGAUGAGUGGGAGAAGGCUGAGUAAUUGGUCAAACAGGCAAGCUGAAUGCUGAUGGAGCUUCCCUAUCUGCAGCAUCUGGAGGGAGGUGGCACUCAGUUCCAACGCUAGCCCCCACCCCAGGGAGUUAUGGAACCUGCUGAGACCAGUUGGCUGACAGAGAUGUGAAUCUGUUGAGAGGGGUGAUUCCAUAGCACACAGCCUGCCCUUGUGUGUGCAUGUGUUUUGUUGAUGGAGACAGGCUUAAGGUAAAAGGAUAGCCUGUCAGUGGACAUAGAAGGGCUGCCUUUUUUUGUUGUUGUUUGUUUGCUUGCUUUGUUCCUCAUCUGGAGUGAGUCAUUACCACUUGUCCUGGUGAAGCGGCAAAUCUGGGCUUCCUGUGGUUCCAAAAGUCUGUGACUGGAAAUCCACAAGUGAGCUGGUGGUUGAAGCCCAGCCCAAGAAUUCCAGAAGGGCUUGUGGAUCUCGUCCACGGGGAAGCAGGAGACAGUUAGUAAAUAAACUUCACGUGUCUUCAGUGCUUAUUUUCAAAAGAGGCAGUCAUUGAACUUGGUUUUAAAGCAAAAUUUUGGACUGUGAAGCAAGGCAUUGGGCAAACACAACAUGGCCUCACCGGCUGACAGCUGUAUCCAGUUCACCCGCCAUGCUAGUGAUGUUCUUCUCAACCUUAACCGCCUCCGAAGUCGGGACAUCUUGACCGACGUUGUCAUCGUGGUGAGCCGUGAGCAGUUUAGAGCCCAUAAGACAGUGCUCAUGGCCUGCAGUGGCCUGUUCUACAGCAUCUUCACUGACCAGUUGAAAUGCAACCUUAGUGUAAUCAAUCUGGAUCCUGAGAUCAGCCCUGAGGGGUUUUGCAUCCUCUUGGACUUCAUGUACACAUCUAGGCUCAACCUGAGGGAAGGCAACAUCAUGGCCGUGAUGGCCACAGCCAUGUACCUGCAGAUGGAGCAUGUUGUCGACACAUGCCGGAAGUUCAUCAAGGCCAGUGAAGCAGAAAUGGCCCCUGCACUUAAGCCUCCCCGUGAAGAGUUCCUGAACAGCCGGAUGCUGAUGCCCCAUGACGUCAUGGCCUAUCGAGGUCGUGAGGUUGUGGAGAACAAUAUGCCACUAAGAAAUACUCCCGGGUGUGAGAGUAGAGCUUUUGCCCCUCCCCUGUACAGUGGCCUGUCGACACCACCAGCCUCUUAUCCGAUGUAUAGCCAUCUCCCGCUCAGCAGUUUCCUCUUCUCCGACGAGGAACUACGAGAUGCCCCCCGAAUGCCUGUGGCUAACCCUUUUCCCAAGGAGCGCGCCCUCCCCUGUGACAGUGCCAGGCCAGUCCCUAAUGAGUAUAGCAGGCCAACCAUGGAGGUGUCCCCCAGCUUGUGCCACAGCAAUAUCUACUCGCCCAAGGAGGCAGUCCCAGAGGAGGCUCGGAGUGACAUACACUACAGUGUGACUGAGGGCCCCAAGCCUGCUGCCCCUUCUGCUCGGCAUGCCUCGUACUUCCCCUGUGACAAAGCCAGCAAAGAAGAAGAGAGACCCUCUUCAGAGGACGAGAUCGCCCUGCAUUUCGAGCCCCCCAAUGCACCCUUGAACCGGAAGGGUCUGGUUAGUCCCCAGAGUCCGCAGAAAUCCGACUGCCAGCCCAACUCACCCACAGAGUCCUCCAGCAGCAAGAACGCCUGCAUCCUUCAGGCCUCUGGCUCUCCUCCAGCCAAGAGCCCCACUGAUCCGAAAGCCUGCAACUGGAAGAAGUAUAAGUUCAUCGUUCUCAACAGCCUCAAUCAGAAUGCCAAGCCAGAGGGCUCUGAGCAGGCAGAGCUGGGCCGCCUCUCCCCACGAGCCUACCCUGCACCGCCGGCCUGCCAGCCGCCUAUGGAGCCUGCGAACCUUGAUCUCCAGUCUCCAACCAAGCUCAGUGCCAGUGGGGAGGACUCUACCAUCCCCCAAGCCAGCCGGCUCAAUAACAUCGUUAACAGGUCCCUGGCAGGCUCCCCCCGAAGCAGCAGCGAGAGCCACUCGCCACUCUACAUGCACCCCCCGAAGUGCACAUCCUGCGGCUCUCAGUCCCCACAGCAUACAGAGAUGUGUCUCCAUACUGCCGGGCCCACAUUCCCGGAGGAGAUGGGAGAGACCCAGUCAGAGUAUUCGGAUUCUAGCUGUGAGAAUGGGGCCUUCUUCUGCAAUGAAUGUGACUGCCGUUUUUCUGAGGAGGCCUCACUCAAGAGGCACACGCUGCAGACGCACAGUGACAAACCAUACAAAUGUGACCGCUGCCAGGCCUCCUUCCGCUACAAAGGCAACCUCGCCAGCCACAAGACGGUCCACACAGGUGAAAAACCCUACCGCUGUAACAUUUGUGGAGCGCAGUUCAAUCGGCCAGCCAACCUGAAGACCCACACUCGAAUUCACUCUGGAGAAAAGCCCUACAAAUGUGAAACCUGUGGGGCCAGAUUUGUGCAGGUGGCUCACCUCCGUGCCCACGUGCUCAUCCACACUGGAGAGAAGCCGUACCCCUGUGAAAUCUGUGGUACCCGCUUCAGGCACCUUCAGACUCUAAAGAGCCAUCUGCGCAUCCACACAGGAGAGAAACCGUACCAUUGUGAGAAGUGUAACCUGCACUUUCGUCACAAAAGCCAACUGCGACUUCAUUUGCGUCAGAAACAUGGCGCCAUCACCAACACCAAGGUGCAAUACCGUGUGUCGGCCGCUGAUUUGCCUCCGGAGCUCCCCAAAGCCUGCUGAAGCAUGGAGUGUUGACUCUUUUUCUCUCCAGCCCCUUCUCAGAAUCUACCCAAAGGAUGCUGUAACACUUUACAAAGGUCAUCCCAUGACGUAGUGCCUCUCUCAUCCACUAGAGCAAAUCAUAGUUGGGGUGGGGGUGGGGGUGGGGGUGGGGUUUGCGGGACCGGGAGCCAAGGCAGCUCUCCUUCCCACACUGCCAUAAAACAUUAAGAAAAUACUAUCGCUUCUUCUCCUAUGUGUAAGGCAAACCACGUCAGCAAAAAUGCAAAAUCAUUUUCAAUAUCAAAAUAGGGGAGAACGCAGAAGUUCUGACUUGACAGGUUGCAACAUGAGGAAUGUAAAUGUUCUGUGGGGACAGAGAUCUCUUUUGUAUGUAAAUGUGCAUUGUUUUAAAAGACAAGACUUCAGUAUGUUGUCAAAGAGAGGGCUUUAAUUUUUUAACCAAAGGUGAAGGAAUAUAUGGCAGAGUUGUAAAUAUAUAAAUAUAUAUAUAUAUAAUAUAAAUAUAUAAACCUAAAAAGAUAUAUUGAAAAUAUAAAACUGUGUUAAAGGCUCGAUUUUGUAUCUGCAGGCAGACACGGAUCUGAGAAUCUUUAUUGAGAAAGAGCACUUAAGAGACUAUUUUAAGUAUUAUGUCUGUAUAAGUAAGAAAAUAUUUUGUCUAAAAUGCCUCCGUGUAUUUGUAUUUUUUUGCAAGUGAAGGUUUACAAUUUACAAAGUGUGUAUUAAAAACAAAAAAGAACAAAAAAAAGCUGCAGAAGGAGAAAUGUAUACUUUUGUUCUGGUUUUCACUUUGUACAUACCUGUAAACGUGUCCUCACGGUGCCUUUUUACACGGAAGUUUUCAAUGAUGGACGGGUGUGGGCCAUCCCUUUUUGAAGUGUAGGCAGACACAGGGACUUGAAGUUGUCACUAACUAAACUCUCUUUGGGAAUGUUUGACUCCUCCCACAUUCUGCGUCAUGCUUGUUAUAAUUACUCCGGAGACAGGGUUUGGCUGUGUCUAAACUGCAUUAGUGCGUUGUAAAAUAUAGCUGUAUCUGUAUAAAAUAUAAGAAUAAAACAUGGAAAAGUCGA